AUCUCAUCAGGAAAUCAAACCUACUACGACAUCGGAAAAUGAGUGGAGCGGAGCAACAACAGAUCGUUCCUGCCAACAAUGGCGACGAAAACUGGAAGGCUGGUCUCAAUCUUCCAGCAAAAGACAGAAGAUUCAAAACUGCUGAUGUCACUGAUACGAAGGGAGUCGAGUUUGAGGAUUUCUGCCUUGGACGCGAUCUUCUCAUGGGGAUUUUUGAGAAAGGAUGGGAAAAACCGAGUCCUAUUCAAGAAGCAUCCAUCGGAGUCGCUCUCACUGGUCAAGAUAUUCUCGCAAGAGCUAAGAACGGAACAGGAAAAACCGGAGCUUAUUGUAUCCCUGUUAUCGAGAAGAUCCAGCCAGCCCUCAAAGCUAUUCAAGCCAUGGUCAUUGUCCCAACUCGUGAAUUGGCUCUCCAAACUUCACAGAUCUGCGUGGAGCUCUCCAAACACAUUCAGCUCAAAGUUAUGGUCACUACCGGAGGAACUGAUCUCCGUGAUGAUAUCAUGCGUCUAAACGGAACGGUUCACUUGGUCAUCGCCACCCCAGGAAGAAUUCUCGAUCUUAUGGAGAAAGGAGUCGCCAAAAUGGAACAUUGUAAAACACUUGUUCUUGACGAGGCUGACAAACUUCUUAGUCAAGACUUCCAGGGAAUUCUCGACCGCCUCAUCAACUUCCUCCCAAAGGAGCGUCAAGUUAUGCUUUAUUCUGCCACUUUCCCUAACACCGUCACUUCGUUCAUGCAGAAGCACAUGCACAAGCCGUAUGAGAUCAACCUCAUGGAGGAGCUUACUCUUCUUGGUGUCACCCAAUACUAUGCCUUUGUUCAAGAGAAGCAAAAGGUCCACUGUUUGAAUACGUUGUUCCGAAAACUUCAAAUCAACCAGUCGAUCAUCUUCUGUAACUCUACUCAACGUGUUGAGCUUCUCGCUAAGAAAAUCACGGAAAUCGGUUACUCGUGCUACUACAUUCAUUCCAAGAUGGCUCAGAAUCACAGAAACCGUGUCUUCCAUGACUUCCGUCAAGGAAACUGCAGAAACUUGGUUUGCUCCGAUCUUCUCACCCGUGGUAUCGAUAUCCAGGCUGUCAAUGUUGUCAUCAACUUUGACUUCCCAAGAAACGCCGAGACUUACCUUCACAGAAUCGGUCGCUCUGGACGUUUCGGUCACCUCGGAGUUGCAAUCAACCUUAUCACCUACGAAGACCGUCACACCCUUCGCCGUAUCGAGCAGGAGCUUCGUACUCGCAUUGAGCCCAUCCCGAAAACGGUUGACCCGAAGCUGUAUGUCGCUGACCAGCAGCUCGUCGAUGCCGCCGAUGAGACCACUGCUUAAACACUAGUUCUCAUAUCCCCAAACCUCCAAAACACACUGGUCGCCUACGUUUUUUUUUUCCAUUCUAGUGAUCUCGUCCAGAUUGUGUAUGUUCUCUAUUUUCCUUUAAAUGCACAGUUUGUGCUAAAUUUAAUAUUGUUCAAGCAUAAGCAUCUUUCCUUCCUGUUUUCUCAAAUCCCCGCACAUUAUUUGUAUCCCAUCCACCUUCCCGGACCCCAUCAACCCGUUCCACUUAUAUGCGGUGUAAAAUUCUAAUUUUUCUUUUUCAUUAGUUUCCCCAUACCCUCCAACUUGCAGUCAUGGACUGUAACUCAUUCAAGUCGUUGUGUUUUACAUAGUCAUUUAAGUUGGUCUUUAUGCUCCCAAAGUAAAUUGUUUCGACAUUAAUGUGUCGUUGCAAAAUAUAUUUGGGAGUGUAAGGACAUUGUUCAUACACAUCGGGUUCUUUUUGACGUGUAUCAUACUGGGUAGCCGGCUCUGUAGUUAUUCUGUUGAGCCGCACCACAUUGAUCAAUCUUGUAAUUUCCUAUCUCAUUUCCCACAAUUCUCCCUUCAUGCCCCAUACCAAUGCAUCCAAAAUUUAAAACCACCAUCCUUGCGGUUUUCCCUUGCCCAUCUGUAGGGUUUUAUUCCGCUCUUGUGCUCAUUCCAGUUCAACUUGUCCAUCUCCUAAUCUGAUAGAUAUUUAUUGCAACUAUUAUCAUGUCAAAUGGCUCAAAGACUAUAAUGUCUUGGAAGGCUUCCGGCUGGCCAUGUGUCUCGCUUACAGCUCUUCCCCCAUCCCCAUUCCAAAACCAUUUGUUCUCUCCCGCCUCCUCCCUCUUGUUUAUUGUAUAAUUUGUAGAAGUUGACACCAAAAAUUUGCACAAUUUUUCGAUUCACAAAGGAUGUGCAAGCUUCCUUCUGGAUGAUUGCCAUCUUUAACAAUAAAAGACCGAAUCG
Caenorhabditis elegans is the source of this 2273-nucleotide messenger RNA. RefSeq names its product ATP-dependent RNA helicase cgh-1 (gene cgh-1). Gene Ontology annotation, molecular function: RNA helicase activity; ATP binding; ATP hydrolysis activity. The transcript has 4 exons. Gene Ontology annotation, biological process: P-body assembly; negative regulation of translation. The coding region runs from base 39 to 1331 and encodes 430 amino acids. Gene Ontology annotation, cellular component: P granule; cytoplasm. NCBI's taxonomy places the organism in Eukaryota, Metazoa, Nematoda, Chromadorea, Rhabditida, Rhabditidae. The record is from RefSeq and is marked reviewed.